Molecule: messenger RNA, 951 nt
Organism: Thermothelomyces thermophilus ATCC 42464
Lineage: Eukaryota; Fungi; Ascomycota; Sordariomycetes; Sordariales; Chaetomiaceae
Exons: 4
Coding region: 48-230 (60 amino acids)
Biological process (GO): proton motive force-driven ATP synthesis
Molecular function (GO): proton transmembrane transporter activity
Source: RefSeq, a predicted model, not a curated record
AAAACACCCGAACCUCUGUCGUCAACUGCCAGAGGAAUACCGCCACGAUGACUUGGUUCGGUAUCGCUCCGUUUAAGAAGUUCCCGACGCCAGUGUUGCGUCCCAUGGCUCCGUUCUUUGCUGCCGCCGCGGUUAUCGCGUACGGCGUCAACUCGGCCCAGAACGCCAUGAUGCAGUCCAACGAGUUCAAGAAUGAUCCUCGAAACCCUAACCUGAAGGCUGCUCACUAAGGGGGAGGGCGUGAGCGGCGACGGCAUGUGACGGCAUGUGACGGGCGAGAACGACAAGACGGCGUUUCUGAAGCGAUAUCCCCCACGGCGCUGUCCGAGGUACGGACAUGUAUCAUAGAGCAGCCAACGCCAAUUGAGCUGUUGUUUCCAUUCCGCGCGAAGUGAAGGUGGAAGCGGUCGGCCUACUACCGGUGCCAUGACCACCGUCGGUUGCGCCAUGCCCGAUGUUGGAUGCCCAAUGCUCGCUAUGCGGGCCUUGAGGUAUCUUGAGUUUCGUGAACGACCUGUUAGGUUGGCUACCAAGAUCUGCUGGGCGCACAGUCGCAUCAUUUGCCAGUUAACAUGCUGAUUUCAGCGUGUUUUAUCGGCAUCCACCAUCAUUCUCCCCAUUGAUGUGGAUGUUUUCGCUCCUGGCAUAUAUUAACAUACCCAUUGCUGGGCGCCCGCAUUGAGAGUUCGUCUUGAUACUCAACGAUGUGCUGGGAAUCAGUAGAGGUUACAUGCCAUACAAUCGGCGCUCUCUGUCUUACCCUUGGCUUCAUGGGCAUGAGCCGCGCUGUCUUGGCGAGGUGAUGGACUCGUGGUAUCUCCAUACAUAGCUAAUAUAUGGCAUCUCCACGACGGCCGUCCUUGCCUUCAGUUGGUUUGCCCAAUGCGGUUUGUACUGCGUAUGUAUGUACCAAGUUAAAAAUCUUCUGCGUUGGCUUCACAGGCUGUCGUC